ACCGAGACAGUUGGCUGAGGCCCAUCUCAGACAACAAACCUAACCAAACGAAACUGCAAUAAUUAAGAAAAAAAAAAAAUAUGCAGAACAACGACAACAACAAAGAAGAAGCUGAACGUCUGAUAGGAAUCGCAGAGAAGCUUCUACAGAACCGCGACCUCAACGGCGCCAAAGACUUCGCCAUCCUCGCCCAAGAAACCGAGCCCCUUCUAGAAACUUCGGACCAGAUCCUUGCCAUCGCCGACGUCCUCCUCGUCUCCGACGCCACCACCACCGAUAACACCCCGCAAUGGUACCAAAUACUCCAAGUCGACGUGUUACACUCUCAAGACCUCCACGUCAUCAGGUCCAACUACCGCAGGCUCGCCCUCCUCCUCCACCCUGACAAGAACCGCUUCCCCUUCGCCCAGCAUGCAUUCGCCCUCGUUUCCGACGCCUGGUCCGUCUUAUCCGACCCGGCCCAAAAACUCGCCUACGAUGCGAGUCUGAACCGGGCCCAAGGGAAUGUCUCCGGUUCGGUUCAGCAGGAGAAGCUUCCGGUUCGGAGGGGGAGCGAUCCUUAUUCGGGGAACUUCUGGACGGCGUGUCCGUACUGUUACUUGAUGUAUGAAUACCCUAGGGUUUACGAGGGGUGUUGCUUGAGGUGCCAAAACGACAAUUGCGAGAGGUCGUUUCACGGUGCUGCGGUUACUGCUAUGCCGCCGUUGGUGCCUGGUGAGGAGAAGUAUUAUUGCAAUUGGGGCUUCUUUCCGAUGGGUUUUGUCUUUGAGAGCUUGAAAUCCAAUGGAAAUGCUGCGCCGCAAACGGUGGCUUCCGAUUGCAUGCAGCAGCCGGUGCCAGUUGCGGUGGCGCCUGCGGCGGUUGAUGUUUCGGGUAGUGUGGGUUCGCGGAAGCGAGGGAGGCCCCGGAGGGUGGUUUGAGAUGGUUAAAGUUGCGGGAACAUGGAAAUCUGAAUGCAAUGUGGAACAUUUUGUUCGUUUGUUUUGUAGUAAUUGUUCUUUCAUUGGUUGAUAAAUUAAAAUGUAGCACUAUUCUGUUCAAAUCUGCUCCUACAGAAGCUGUUUAAACGUGGGUGUUUAGUGUUUACCAUUUAGGAGUUUGUCAUUCAGAAUGAGUUUGAAAAGGGCCUUUCAAAAUUUCUCUGUUUAGGUGGGUUUGGAAGCAUUCUUAAUGCUUGCGUUUAUAUAACUUUUGACUUAUUAAUGUCAGUGUCUAGUUGAAUAAGGCAACACUAUUUGUAGUAACUACCAAAAGAAUUCCCUUAUAAGAUAUACAUUCAACAAACCAUAGACAAUGGCUGUGCUUAAAUCCCCAGAAAGCUAAGAAAGCUGCUCAAGUUGCUACAGUCAUUGAAGCAGCGAAUCACAAAUCUUCAACUCUAUUACCUUCUGAAACCAAAGAUCAAACUGUAGGUGAUAAGAUAUUCAAUAUGACUAUCUAAAUUUCUGGUUUAAACAUUUUCAACUGGAGAACAAUUUUGUUGA
This is a messenger RNA of Arachis stenosperma, 1484 nucleotides long. RefSeq lists its product as uncharacterized. NCBI's taxonomy places the organism in Eukaryota, Viridiplantae, Streptophyta, Magnoliopsida, Fabales, Fabaceae. The coding region runs from base 81 to 920 and encodes 279 amino acids. The record is from RefSeq and is a predicted model, not a curated record. The transcript has 2 exons.